Molecule: messenger RNA, 1939 nt
Organism: Lentinula edodes (shiitake mushroom)
Lineage: Eukaryota; Fungi; Basidiomycota; Agaricomycetes; Agaricales; Omphalotaceae
Exons: 2
Coding region: 253-1668 (471 amino acids)
Source: RefSeq, a predicted model, not a curated record
GCUAGUGAGGCACUCAGCGCCUGGUAAGUUGAUACCUUCGAGCGAAAACGUGUUUCUUUGCUGCGUUUUGUUAGCCCUUCACAAUGACUUCAUUGGCAUCUAUGCCACUGCAAAACGUGUCGAUGGAUAUGAUAUAUAACUGGCUAAUCACUUUUUUUUCUUGUUAUCGUAGACGCGACAUCUAAUUUAUCGACCAACAUCAACACUCCUUUUCCCCAGAACCAUUCGAUACAUUCACGUAUUGUCCACACUAUGCUUACCGGCACUACCACUCCUCCACGGAGAAAGUCUCCCUCUUUGAGAGGAAGCGGAGAUGAACAAAUUAACGCGAGGAAUCCAGGUAAUGGAAAGGGCAAAGAAAAAGAAGUUUAUACUUCUAGAACGUCCCCUCUUCGAAACGUGACUCCGCCUGGUGCGCUGGCAGAGUUUCCCAUUCCAUCUCUUCCUAUUUCACGACCUUCAACUCCCCUGCGCUCUGCUAUGGCAUCAACAUCGAGAUUCAAGGCGCCGUCGCCUUCUCAGCAUAUACCUCUAGCGAACUCGACUUCUGUUUCCAGCCUGGGCAAGGGAAAGCGGAAAGCGGAUGAAGUUGAUGGUGGUGGGGAAGAUCUCACUGUCGGUGGUCCUACCCUGCCACUGGAGACUACCCAGCAGCAGCGUAGAUCUGUGCAUAGAGCAACCUUCGCUGCUGAGCCGAGAAGUACGUUGCGUAUGGGAUUGACGUGCUUUGAAUCAUUGACGAGAACCUUGACAGAGUACCGCACGUCAACCUCUUCUCAUACUACAUCACAUUAUGCCAGGCGAAAACGUGCUCGUUUGUCCAGCGGAACCAGUCUCGCUACAAAUCAGACUGUUUCCGAGCACGGUGUUCGUGCCCCGUCUCGUUCUGAAAGUUCUCGUCGGCGUGCACCGUACGCCGCUUCGUCUGCGUCUCGAGGAUCGCAUACUCCCACCCAAUCUCUUCGAGCUGGGUCCGCUUCGUCUCACCAACAACACAGCGUGCGGUAUGUAGGCCAACCCCAGCGUGCACGACAUCCGUCCUCCACAAGGGGGUCGUCAAAGCGAGGCAGUGUUUCGCAAGUGUCCAUACCCAUCUCGGCCCUCAUAUCUCCCCAUGCACCAUCAAUAUCUCUGCAUCCCUCCACAACUUACCACAUGCGUGACCCGAGAAAACCCUCACCGGUCCACCCGACAUCUUGGUCUUUGUCAUUUCCCUCUGCGGGUCCGCACGAGAGAGGCUGGCUGGCGGGAUGCUUUAAUGCACUGACAUGGGGAAGAUUCUUUGAACGAGCGUUUAGGAGACAAAUAAAGGGAAAAGAACAGGAUAUAGAAGGACAGACGCAUCAGCAAGAGGAAGAUGGUGGUAAAUUUCCUGUUGUAGACUGGACCGAAGGAGGAGGAAGCCCCAUACACGCUUGGUUGUUCUUUCUGGGAUUCAUUUUGUUCCCCGUAUGGUGGAUUGCCGGGCUCUUUAUUGGUAUACCGAAAACUAGGACUCUUGAAGGAAGAGGACUUGAGGAGAAAAGUGUGGUUCUGGACGAUCCACAGGUAGAACAUGACGCAAAAUCCUGGCGGACUAGAUGUCGUGUCAUGGCGGCUAUUUCUCUAUUUACUUACAUACCGUUCAUUGUUCUCGUUGUCGUAUUUGUACCACGAUCUGAAAGAUGAAUCGUGUUCGCCUCUUCAAGCUACAUCCUUCCGGGUGGGAUGUAUUCCCGAUGUACAUUCUUUUCGUAUAUUAUUACCAGUCGUUUCUUACACUCUCCCCGUUGCUCGUUGUAGUCGUUCCAUUCUUUUGUAAAAUUGACAGCAAUUCUUUGUCCAUUUUUUUUCUUUCUUCGACAUUCUUAUGCCUUUCUCUCUUUAUUGCAUGGAUCAGGAAACCGGAACCCUCAUAUCGAUUAUGUUUAUGCCAUUAUUAUUUCUGCUUUGAACCUUC